Molecule: messenger RNA, 1230 nt
Organism: Cynocephalus volans (Philippine flying lemur)
Lineage: Eukaryota; Metazoa; Chordata; Mammalia; Dermoptera; Cynocephalidae
Gene: CFAP95
Product: cilia and flagella associated protein 95
Exons: 4
Coding region: 1-588 (195 amino acids)
Cellular component (GO): plasma membrane
Source: RefSeq, a predicted model, not a curated record
AUGGAGACUCAUGACAACUCCUGCCAGGCCUGGUGCGACAGUAGGCAACGCUGGUAUGAGUUCGGACCCACGGACCUGCUGCAGCGCAAGGGCUCCCUGACCCUCCGCUCCCAUCACAAGAGAUACUCGAAGCCAGUGUUGGUGUAUUCCUGGCACCACGACAGAGAAGCUUUUCCCAAAAAUUAUGAUAUAGAGGGUCCCGAACAAGUAAAAAAACUGUGUAAUUCAACAUACUGGCGGCUUGGAACCGAUGAACCCCCAAUUUGGAUAUCAGAAACACAUGAACAGAUGUCACAAGUUUGUUUAAACACAGAAUUGGCUACAGUAAAGAGCAAGGCCUUAUUAAAUGAGGAAACAAUGUGCUGUGGGAUUAUUGAAAGGGACACUGGAUUGCCUGCCACAGGCUUUGGAGCUCUCUUUACCAGACAUCCACCAGAUCUGAGCAAAAUGUUAGUAGUCCCCAAACUGCUGCAGAUUGUACAAAAUGUUUCUAGAUUCAGGAGGUUUGUUUGCAGGGCUGAAGGUGUUGAGAGGUGUGCUGAGGUCAAUGAAAUGCCCUUGAAGUGGCGUUUUAAGACUUUCCUUUAACAAAAGACUUUUUUUCCAUCAAUAUGCAUAGUAGUAAUAAUAAUAAUAAUAAUAACAAUAAUAAAGCAGUUGAUCCUCAUUAUAUGUAGAGUACAUACUGGCAAAUUCUCCUAGUUGCUAAUAUUUAUUUGUAACCCCAAGUCAAUACUCGCAAUGCUGUUGUGGUCAUUAGUGGACAUGCACAGAACAGCAAAGAAUUUGAGUCAUCUGACCUGCACACUCUCAGCUGAGGUCAAACAAGUUGAUGUUCUGCCUUCUUGUUUCAGCUUUCACACUAUGAAGUGUCCUUUUCACAGUUACCUAGUGCCAUGUUUUUCAAACGUUUAUGCAUCUUGUUGGUGAUCUCACUAUGUAAAAUGUCCACCAAGCAUAGUUCUGAAGUGAUGUCAUGUUCCUAAGUGCAAGAAGGCUGUGAUGUGCCUUUCAGAGAAAAGACAUUGUGUUAGAUAAGCUUCAUUUAGACAUGAGUUGAAAAUAUAUGUAAAACAAAAAUACACAUUAAACAAGGUGUCUUUAAACAGAAACACACAUAAAACAAGGUUAUAUAUUGAUUGAUUGGGGAGAAUGUUGUGAUCACAGGCUUGCAGAAACCUAGCCCUGUAUUUCCCCCAAGAGUGAUGGUUCAAUAUUUGCUAAUUCAGU